Messenger RNA from Musca vetustissima, 1023 nucleotides. Its product is annotated as zinc finger protein weckle-like. The transcript has a single exon. Gene Ontology annotation, biological process: regulation of transcription by RNA polymerase II. Gene Ontology annotation, molecular function: RNA polymerase II transcription regulatory region sequence-specific DNA binding; DNA-binding transcription factor activity, RNA polymerase II-specific. The coding region runs from base 1 to 1023 and encodes 340 amino acids. NCBI's taxonomy places the organism in Eukaryota, Metazoa, Arthropoda, Insecta, Diptera, Muscidae. The record is from RefSeq and is a predicted model, not a curated record. Gene Ontology annotation, cellular component: nucleus.
AUGUUUGAUGCCAAAUACUUGAGCAAUUUAUGUUCCCAAUGCUGGCUUAGAAUUACCGAAUUCCACAGCUUUGAAGCGUCCAUCCAAUUAGCACAACUCAAACUAUUCGAUAUAACCGCAAUGAAACGAGAAGAAGGCGAUACAACAACUAUUGGUCAACAAUCGACAAAACAUUCCAACAAUGCAUCAUCAUCAGCAACUGAAUCUGAAAAUCGAUUCAAUCCUGCAAUACCUGUAUCAAAUAAACAAUUUCUCGAUAUAAUAAAUGAAGAAAUUACAGCUGGCGGUUCUACAAUCCAGAAUAAUGUACCACAGCCUGUGGGUCUGCAACCCACAACAUCAAUGGCAACACAAGAAACUCCAAUUGAGAUUAUCGAUUUAGAUUCGGUUACCGAUGAGCCCACAAUUGACAUCAUUAUGCAAUCACGUAACAAAUCACAUCGAAUAUUUUAUAAAAGUAAAUCGGCCAAUCCACGAUAUGAUUGUAAAAUAUGUGGCCAUCGGAAUUUAUCGUACGAUUCUAAGAUACAACACUACUCAGAGAAACAUGCGCUCGAAAAACCUCUUAAACUUGUUACAACCGGUAGAGGUAUGUCAACGUACGUGUGCAGUGUGUGUAAUAAUAAUAUCCGAUUACUACACAAACUUUAUGAACAUUAUUGGUUUGAACAUCGAAAUCUGACCCCUGUAUAUAAUUGUUAUGAAUGUAAUGGUACUUUUUCAUCGAUACGACAUAUGUGUACGGGAUCAGCAAGAUCAAAAAAUAUAUUUCAAUGUACCGAUUGUAGUGGCAUUUAUUAUAAUGAACGUGCUAUUAUCGAACAUUUGGCUGCGAAACAUCGUAAAAUCGACUUGUACACAUGUCCCUGUUGUCUGCAGACCUUUGAUGAUGUUACAAAAAUACCAAAACAUCGCAAGCAACAUCAUCCUGAUGAAGUUAAAUCGGAAUAUUAUCUACAUAUGGAUGAUAAAUUUGAAAAGCUGCUAGAAGAAUAUUGGGAGAAACGGAGAAAUAUGUCAUAA